GUGGCCACACGUUUUUGUACGCAAAUCAGAGUCCCUCACCUUCAAAAAGAUUUCACUCGCCAUCUCUCGCAUGGAGUUCGAUCACGAAUGGACUGUGCUUGGCGUCAAAGCGGAACGGUUUUUGGACACCGACGGGUACACAAGGAUUCACCUUGUGUGCUUAGUGAAAGUGUGCGCUGCAUGUCCUUUGGGACAUCCCUUAAAAGAAUUGGAACAACGCAGAGAACAUUGGCAUGGCCUCUGUGCAAGGAUCGCACGCACAAAUCGAGAAACGGAAGUGCGGACUGCACCUCACCAACUAUGUUAUACGGAGAUCCGUUUCCAGUCCACACCCGGUGUCGGCUUGAUGUUUGCCCUGGCCGAGAGAUAGAAGCGGCUUCUUCUUUGGGAAUAUGGAAAGAGAAGGUCUCAGAGGCUUCCUCUACAAAACUAGAACUUUCGUCAAGGAAAUUCAUUGGUACUGGCUUGGGAGGAGCUGGGAUUUGCAGUCGCAUGUACUUUGGGAAGACCACAGGAAUGACUCCGAAUUUCCGCCCUUUGCUGGCGCACAGCGACCAUGACUCCAGUGGCCUCUCUGCUGAAUGCCAGAAGAAUGGGGUGGAUGAAGGAGCACAGGGAUCAGACGGCGAGAGCGAAAUGACUGCAAUCUUCCAUCCUUUAUCGGUGCACAGGGACCAUGUCAGCAGUGGUCCCUCUGUUGAAUGCUGGGAGAAUAGGGCGGAUGAAGAAACACAAGCACCUGCUGGGAAGAAGCUUUCUUGCAACUCUCCUACUCUGCAGGGCAUUUCUGUUUCACCUGCAGGCAACAACACAACUUCCCCCUCGAGAGACGCUCAGGCUGGUGCCAGAAGCCGAUUGAGACUGGAACUAUGGGACAUUCGAAAACAAUAUGGCAAGAGACUGGUGGUCGAUGGCGUGAGCUUAUAUGUUGAGCAAGGAGAAGUGGUGCAACAGCCUUCAGCCUCAACUCCACCUGCCCCUCCUCUGACCCCUGCGCAGCGGCGCAAGAGAGAGAUCCAGGAGAAGCUGCGAGAGCAACAGGCGCUGCUCGCAAAAGCGGAGAGGCAGGAGGCUGCUGAACUGGAAGCUGCAACAGAUGCUUCCAGAAAAGAGCAUCUGCUGCAGCAAGCUCAGAAGACUGUUGCGGACAGCAGAGUGGCCCAGUGUACAAGGGACCUGGCUGAGCUGGUCCUCUUACAGGACAAGCUGACAGCCGACCACUUUACAAACUGGGAUGAGAGGAUCCAGCGGUUGGAGACCCGGGUGGCUGACUUGGGAACUCAACAGUCGAAGAUCCUGGAUGCCAUCCAGAAUCUGACUGCUCAGGGUCUCAACAAGAUCACUAGGAAGAGUACAGAGCCACUCCCUAGGAUCGACGACCUUCUGGAUAUGGUCCAGGGUUGCACAAUUUUCAGCAAAGUCGACCUCAAGUCUGGGUAUCACCAGAUUGAGAUGGCAGAGGAGGACGUCCACAAGACGGCCUUCAAAACCAGGUAUGGUACUUAUGAGUACCUGGUGAUGCCAUUUGGACUCUGCAAUGCACCUGGUACAUUCCAGACUGAGAUGCACCGCAUAUUCAGGCCGUACCUGGAUAAGUUUAUGGUUGUCUACCUGGAUGAUAUCCUGGUAUUCAGCAAAACUACCAGGGAACGUGCGGAGCACCUGGCUCUAGUCCUUCAGUCGUUACGUGACAACCAGUACAAGAUCAACAGGGAAAAAUCCUCUUUUGGAGUUCCCUCUGUUAUCUACCUGGGUCAUGUAAUCUUUGGAGAUCGUUUGGCCCCUGAAGCAGCUAAGGUUGCUGCUAUUCAGGAUUGGCCACAGCCUCAGACAGUGAGAGAUGUCCGAUCAUUCUUGGGUCUGGCCUCCUACUACAGAAAGUUCAUCAGGAACUUUUCUGCUGUGGCUGCACCCCUGACUAACCUCACGAAGAAAGACACUCCCUUUCUUUGGUCCCUCCACUGUCAGAUGGCCUUUGCACGACUCAAACAGGCCUUGACUCGUGCGCCUGUUCUGAAGUUGCCUGACCCCACUCUGCCAUUUGUUCUCACCACUGACGCCAGUCAGUAUGGCAUUGGGGCAGUCCUUCAGCAGGAUGAUGGUAAUGGUCUGAGACCUGUAGAGUUUAUGAGUAAGAAGAUCAAAACUCAGAAGCUUCAGAACUCUACCUACGAGAAAGAGCUCUAUGCUCUUGUCAGUGCCCUGAAACAUUGGAAGCACUUUCUCCUGGGCAGACACUUCAAGAUCUUUUCUGAUCAUUCCACCUUGCAGUGGUUGAAGUCCCAGGGAGAGUUGAAUGAUAAACUGGCAUGUUACAUUCAGUUCAUUGAUCUGUUUGACUUUGAACUGAAGCAUAAGAAGGGCUGCUACAACAAGGUAGCAGACGCCCUCUCUCGUAGGCCUGACUCUUUUGCGUUGAUCUCCUCUACUCACUCCUUUGGAGAGGAGGUCCGUCAGACCAUCGCUCGUUUGCUGCCUCAGGAUCCGACUUAUGGACCCAUCGUCAGGAAUCUGCAAGCAGAUCCUAGUUCCGAACCUGGCUAUGCGCUGAGUUCAGAUCUGCUGUACACUUACAGUAGAGGAGAGGAGCGCUUGUGCAUCCCUGAGGAUCAGCAGUCGAGGGCACUGCUGAUGUCAGAGUGCCACGACGCGCGUAGACACUUUGGGUUCCUAAAGUCAUAUGCAGCCCUGUCGCAGCGCUUCUUCUGGAAGGAGAUGCGGAGUGAUAUGCUGCGCUAUGUGGACACGUGUGAGCUCUGCCAAAGGAACAAGGUUCAACGUAAACCUCCUUUGGGAUUGCUCAAACCUUUGCCCAUACCUGAUAGUCCUGCCCAGUCUGUGUCUAUUGAUUUCACAGACUUAGGCAAGACUACCCCUCGUGGCAUGCGUCAGGUCAUGGUCUGCGUGGACAAGUUCUCCAAAUACGCAGAGUUCAUCCCCUUGCCAGAGGUAACCAGGGUACUGGCUGUGAGAGCAGCCUUUUCUGAGAGGUGGGUCACACACCAUGGACCGCCCACCUCUAUUGUGAGUGAUCGAGACCCCAGAUUCUGCAGCGAUGAGUGGCAGUCCUACUGCAAGGACUAUCUGCACUCACGCCUGGACAUGACUUCUGGUCGUCAUCCUGAAGCCAAUGGAUUGGCUGAAGUGAUGAACCAGGUCCUGUUCCAGUUGCUACGUCCUGUGAUCUCCCCUGAUCAGCAGGACUGGGAUCUCCACUUGGCGAGGGCACAGCUCAUGUAUAACAUGUAUGUCCACUCGUCGACAGGGUUCAGUCCCUACCGACUACAUUUAGGACAUGAGCCACGACAGCCUCUCGAUGAUAUCAUCGACAAGGCUAAGCCUGACCUUACCCCAGACAUUGCAGAGUUCGCCAGACGCUAUCGUCUGGAUGUGGGAAGAGCCCGGGCGAACUUGUUCAAGGCCCAAAAGGCCAUGAUUGAACAAGCAAACCGCCACAGGCAGCCUUCCCCCAUCCGCACUAGUGACCAUGUCUGGGUGGCCAGUUCUGAGUUGUCGAGGGAGGAGGAUAUUUCUCCCAAGCUGUUGCCACGCUACCUGGGUCCGUGGCAGGUUCUAGACACAGUGGGCGCUGAUCCUUUUGGCCCAUCGUACGUCAUUGACGUGCCCCUGCAUGUACGAACCUAUCCGGUCUUCCAUGCAUCUAAGCUGCUGCCUUUCAUACCAGCUGAUGCAUUCCCGGACCGACCCCCUCAAUGGGGCCCACCAAUCCCUGGUAAGGGAUAUGAUGUGGUGGCCAUUGAGGACGAGUGGGGCACUGGCCCCGACCGGCAGUAUCUUGUCAGAGAGCGGCCAACCUCUGGAGGAGUGCGUCUUGGUGCUACUGACCUCACAGGCAUGCCUUUGGAGAAAAGGGCAAGGCUCGGGAUUGGUUACAUGACUCAGGAAGCUAGUGUUUUCAGGGGCCUAAGUGUCAGAGACAACAUACUGCUCAUCCUGCAAGAAACAGGAGUUCGUAAAGAGGAGCAGCUUGCAAGACUUGAGGCUCUGUUGGAAGACUUCCAGUUGCAUCAUGUUCAGCACACAUUGGGUCGAGCAUUAUCAGGUGGUGAGCGCCGAAGAACUGAACUGGCACGUGUACUGGCAUCAAACUGCUCGGGGGGGCCGCCAAAAAUCAUUCUCGCAGAUGAGCCGUUUGCUGGGGUUGAUCCUAUUGGCGUUCAAGAAAUUCAGAAGCUGCUGACCAGAUUACAGAUGGAGCAGGAUAUGGGUAUCCUCAUAACCGACCAUAAUGUAAGUGAAACACUUCGCAUCUGCAAUCGGGCGUAUGUAAUUUGUAAGGGACAUGUGAUGGCAUCUGGGCCCCCAGAGAGCCUGUGCCAGAACGAAUAUGUGAGGAAGUACUACUUGGGAGAAGGAUUCCCAGACAUGACCAGUUAUUUCAAGUAGGGUGGAUGGAUUUCUUAACUUCUGCCAACAGCCCCGCCCCAGGUCAAAUCAGACAAGGUAUCCUCUCUUCCUAGCCUCCACCGGGACCACCCACCUUUUCGAAGGUUUCUUGCCCCCCAAGUCUCCAUCUCUAACCAAGCACUGUAGUUACUACCAGGUAAUUUACUUUUUACGGAAGGAAUGUAGCUAAACUGCUUUCGUCUUUUGGUUGCCCAGGCAGUCAGACAUGUUACAACCUUUUUCUUUUUCAGGGGCCAUGCUACUCUUCUUUGUGUCAUUUCAAUUUGAACGGAUGUCCCAAUCUGUAUAGGUUAUCCAACUAUUAUCAUGAUUUUGAGUUUCCGCUUGUUAUCAAAAGACCAAAGAAAACAUAAUAAUAAUAAUAACACAGGCCAGGGCGCACUCGCUAGACGACUCAACUGGAGGGACUGAGAGGGCUGGAGUACGAGCUGGAGGGCAAAUUUUGUGAGGAGAAGGAACUAUUCCACAGAGCUCACAGUUUUUUCGCAAAGUUUUUAUGUGCUAGCACAAACUGCAUUGCAAUCUGAGGGCAGCGCAAUACAAAGGACCAAAAGCAGUGAAAAGGGACGAGUAACGAGGAGCGGCAAUUCCACAAGACUUGAGACGUGGAGCAGCAGGUGAGGAGCGGGCGGUAGAAUUCCACUUGACGAGCCAAUGUGAUUGGUUGACCCUGUUCUGAUUGUCCGGGUUCUUCAACCCUUCAAUGUUGUUGUUUCUGGCAUUAGCUUUGAUUUUAGCGAAGAAGUGCUUUGUCAUGGCUCCGUUAAGGGUUUUGUCAUGGCUCCGUUAAGGGUAUGGUCGGUCAUCCUGGCUCUAAUCUGCAGGCCUCUCAGUUCCCAUUCCCUCCAAUCGUUGAGUUCUUCUCUUGCUGAGUCGAGUAGUUGGCUGUAGAAAGUGUUUGAGGGGUCUGCGACGAGGUUGUCCUCCACGAGAGAUAUGGUGAGUUGAAGCUCUUCUUUUCUUUUCUUUUUUUCAGACAGUCACACGGAUUUUUCCGGCAUAUGGGUACGCCGGCCGGGUUAACUCAUCACUCGCGGAAUAAUGUAUACUUAACCAGUUGCAGUCUUUGGGUUUAACAAAGACAUGGAGCUCUU
Messenger RNA from Chara braunii, 5522 nucleotides. NCBI's taxonomy places the organism in Eukaryota, Viridiplantae, Streptophyta, Charophyceae, Charales, Characeae. The record is from the annotation of a GenBank genome assembly.